Messenger RNA from Cladocopium goreaui, 348 nucleotides. The record is from the annotation of a GenBank genome assembly. NCBI's taxonomy places the organism in Eukaryota, Dinophyceae, Suessiales, Symbiodiniaceae.
AUGUUGGGCUGCGAGUCGCAGCUGGAUAGCGUCAAGAGUUUAGAGUGGGAGAAGCUGCAACAUCCUGGCAGCAGAGCUUCGGCCUUGCUUCGCUUCAGGCUUCUCACCGAUCAGGGCAUGGAAUUCCAGCAGCUUGGUGAUGGCAUUUGGGGCACCCAUAAAAGGUUUUUUGCCUCCAUAUCCUUUCACUCCAAAAGCGGACAGAUCAAGGACCUGGACGGAGUGGUGGAGGAGGUCUUCAAGCUGCUGCCCAGAUCUCCCUAUGGCCCCAAUGAGAAGUGUACACCGAUAAAACUGGACCCUGGCUUUUGUGCUUGCGCGGACCAGGCGGAGCUUCGCAACCACUGA